AUGGUCAAGCUUGGGCUGCAGUACCAAACGAUCCAGGCCCUUACAAAGCCGGCGGCAGUCCAGGCGGCCAGGAAGGGGCUGCUGCUGGUGGGGGUGCUGGGGGCCAAGAACCUGGCGAGCUCCAAGGGCAACAACGCGACGUCUUUUGUGAAGCUCAAGCUGGGCAAGCAGGAGGGCAAGACCCCCCUGGUGUACCGCACCCGCGACCCGCGGUGGACCUACGACAACAAGUUCACGUUCUAUGACGUCACCCUGGCGGACGAUCUGGUGGUGACUGUCAUGGAGCCGGGCCUCAUAAAUGACGAGCUGGGGACCCUCACCAUCAAGCUGCCAGACGUGUUGGACUCGACCAUGGUGUCGCGGUGGACUGGGCAGGAGCAGGCGGGCUACCUCCACAAGACACUGCCCCUGGGGGACGGCGACGGCGGCAUGCUCGAGAUCGAGGUCGAAUUCCUGCCGUGA
Molecule: messenger RNA, 462 nt
Organism: Monoraphidium neglectum
Lineage: Eukaryota; Viridiplantae; Chlorophyta; Chlorophyceae; Sphaeropleales; Selenastraceae
Exons: 4
Coding region: 1-462 (153 amino acids)
Source: RefSeq, a predicted model, not a curated record